Bursaphelenchus okinawaensis is the source of this 1960-nucleotide messenger RNA. Lineage: Eukaryota; Metazoa; Nematoda; Chromadorea; Rhabditida; Aphelenchoididae. The record is from the annotation of a GenBank genome assembly.
AUGAGCAAAGAGAAAGAGCCAUUGACUCCAGUUCUAUUUCAUACUGCGGACAAAGCUCGCGCACUAACUACCGAAUCUAUGAACUCUUUCUUUAAUGACACUUCUGUGGAAACCCCGAGAUAUAAGUGAGUUUAAAAUGGUCAAAAAUGAGGUUUUAAACCUGAAACACACUUGAAAAUGCACUUCAGUUUUUAAAAGACAGCUUAUUAAUUUUUUGAUUUUAGGCAGCGUUUGUACGAAUUAUUUUCCUUAAUCGAUAAAGAAUUCGAAACAUUAUAUUUGGAGAAUUGUCAAUGUAAGUUAAUAUCUUCUUUUUUAUUGUUUUUUAGUAAAAGUUCGAUUAGGCCAAGCCCCAGAAAGCUCUUUAAAUGACCUCAUCAAAUCCCCAGACACCUCGGCUUCGAUUUUUAGUGAGAUCAAGGCUUCUCAGAAAAAACGUAGGUCGUAUUUUACAAGUUGUAAUUAAUUUAUUUACGUUUUUUAAAUUAAUUUACACUCAAAAUUUUUAGACAGACAACAAAAAUGGAAAACAGCCUUCAGAAGGCCUCCUCAACGCUUUGUUCCUAGUUUAAAAGUUGGCUCUAGUCAGAAUUCCGAAUCUUCAAAGCAUGCUUUUGUUCGUUCAUUUGAAGGUCAUCAAGAUGCUGUCUUAUCGUUAGCUACGGCGACUUACAAUGGCCAUUCUGUUGUAGCCAGUGCAUCUGCCGACCAAUCUGCUAGAAUCUUCUGUCCCGAUACUGGAGCAUGUUUGUUUCAAUACGAUGGUCAUAAUGGUGCUGUAAACUCUAUCUCUUUAAUGCCUGACACUUCUACUAACGACCAGUUCUUUGUUCUGACUGCCAGUGGUGAUAGGACAAUUCAUUUAUGGAAAACAGCAUCUUUGAGUGAAGCCAACGUACCUCCCAACAACAGUUCAGAGGAUGAUUUGGAUGCAACUUCGGAAAAACUGAAUGAAAAUGAAGGUAAAGAUGGUGUUUUAGUUAUUUAAAUUUUUAGGUAUGAAUUUGGUUUAUAUAUCAAAUAUACAUUUUUAGAAGAACGUUUUGGUCCAGCUUCAGUAGUGAUCCGUCAACCAAUUCGAGUGUUCAGUGGACAUUCUGACGUUGUUGUGGGAGCAGAAUUCUUACAAGGAGGAGAACAACUGAUAACGGUAUCAUGGGACAGAACGGCCAACAUUUAUGAUAUGGAAAACGAGACUGUAGUCAAUGUUCUGACUGGUCAUGACAGUGAGCUGACCUUUUGUUCGAGUCAUAAAACCAACAAGAUUGUCGCUACUGCCAGUCGGGAUCAUACCUUCAGGCUAUGGGACUUCAGAGAAGCCAUGAGGAGUGUGGCUGUGUUUCAGGGGCAUAAUGAGUAAGUCUAUCUACUUUAAUAUUAUUUUUUGCCGUUUUUGAUAUUUUUCUUUCUAAAUUUUUUUACUAUUACAACAUGUCAUACGUUUUAGAGCAGUAAACUCGGUUGUAUUCGCAGCGAAUCAUCACAUUAUAUCCGGUUCUGAUGAUCGUACCGUGAAAGUUUGGGACCUUCGAAACAUGAGAUGUGCCAUUGCAUCGAGUAGAUUUGACAGUGGAGUUAACAAAGUUGGAGCAUCGGCCAAAAGUCGACUUAUGGCAAUUCCUUUGGACAAUCGAUAUGUCUACAUUCACGAUUUGAAUGGAAAUCGGAUUGGAAGACUUCAUCGGGGAAACGUAAGUCCAUAUUUUGGUUAUUGGUAGGGAAUAGUUUUUUUUUUAAUUUUGAAAAAAAAGUUUAAAUUGCUUGUAUAGGACCUGGUAAAUCCUUCUUGAAAUUUUUAUUUUAUUUAUGUAUAAUAUACAUUGUAUAUAAUAUUCCAUUUCAGAGCCACACAGCCCUAGUAACCUCAGCGAUUUGGUCGGACGAAACCGAAGGAACUAACUUAAUAACCGCUGGCAUUGACAAGAAAAUGCUUGGAUGGAGGGUUAACAUUAAGGCGUAA